Molecule: messenger RNA, 1575 nt
Organism: Labrus bergylta (ballan wrasse)
Lineage: Eukaryota; Metazoa; Chordata; Actinopteri; Labriformes; Labridae
Product: claudin-8-like
Biological process (GO): cell adhesion; bicellular tight junction assembly
Cellular component (GO): bicellular tight junction; plasma membrane
Molecular function (GO): structural molecule activity
Source: RefSeq, a predicted model, not a curated record
UCCACUUUAGCCAGGGGAACUAUAAACACAAAACAAGCAGGUCCUCCUCACCCCUAUCGCUCUGGGCCAACCAGGCAAACGCAAAGCCUCCUUCCCAUAACAAGAGUCGGGUGAGAAGAUCAUUGCUGUCUUGGACACAUCUCGGACCAACGCGUGACAUUUCGCAGUCAAAGGGAGCCCUAAUAUUUUUCAUUACAAUAUUAUCUUCAUACGCUUGAAAAUGGUUCAGGGUGUUUCAGAAAUUGCUGCAAUGUGUGUGGGCCUGAUUGGGCUGAUCGGGGCGGCGGCGACUACAGGAAUGCCCAUGUGGAAGGUGACUGCUUUCAUUGGAGAGAACAUCAUUGUGAUGGAAACCCGCUGGGAGGGCUUGUGGAUGAACUGUUACCGACAGGCCAACAUAAGGAUGCAGUGUAAGGUGUACGACUCCCUGCUGUUUCUGCCCCCGGACUUACAGGCAGCCAGGGGUCUCAUGUGCUGUUCCCUGGCCUUGUCUGGACUGGGGCUACUUGUUGCUCUGGCAGGAAUGAGAUGUAUUUCCUGUUUUCAGGGUAAUGACUGGGCUAAGACCAUAAUCCUGUUUAUCGCAGGUGGUAUGCAGUUGAUGGCUUGUGUCUGUGUUUUUAUCCCUGUGUCGUGGACAGGCCAUACCAUCAUCAGGGAUUUUUACAAUCCUUUGCUAAUUGAUGCCCAGAGGAGGGAGCUAGGGGAGGCUCUCUACAUCGGAUGGGUGACUGGUGGUUUCCUUUUUGCCUCAGCCAUGUUGUUUCUCUGUCGCCACAUGCCCUCAGAGAAAGGCUCAUAUGAUGUGUAUCACCCAGCACCCAGCAAACCAACUCUCAUGAGGUAUCACCCCAUCUCAAGUGUCUCCAGCCUCCGAUCUACUGCAUACCAGCCUCAUCUGCCAUACAACGGCUUUGUUGGAGAACAAUUUACAAUGCCACUGCAAAACCUCCCUCAAGUCAUGACAAAUGGAACAUCAAUCAACCCUGCUGUUGGCUUUAACCCCGGUCUGCCUGAAAAUGCAUCAUUGUUAUAUCAAGGUAGCAUGGCUCCACUUUCCACCCUGCAGAGUUCCAGCCAUGUUGGAGGCCAGUAUACUCCAGGAAACUCCUUAUACAUAAGCCAAAACACAACUCCGUAUUCUCUUAAUCCUGCAUCCUCCUACCAGUCCAGUUUUCACCCGGUUCCACACACUCCUGUUUUCAUUGGAUACAAAGGAUCAAGAGUUCAGCCAGACUAUCACAGUCGAAGCAGGGCUGGUGUGUACAUAUAAAGAAAAACCCAAGUGUGUUUUUGCAGCCGCCGAAGCUUUACUGAUUAAAGACAUCAUAAGAAAGAUAAAGAAUAACAUGUUUUCUCAACUUUUUUGGAUAAUCCUUUAACCAGGACUAAAAAUGUUUGAACUUUGUUUUAUGUGUAAAUACAGCUUUUGUAAUAUCUUUCAUAUUAACUCAGGUUGAAUAUCACUGCUGCUGUUGUUUUUUUAAUUAAAGGGGUCAUUAUACAGUUUUCCAGCAGCCCUGAUGUGGGCUUACUUUACUAAUUAAGAGAGAUCUAAAAAACAAAUACUUUAUU